Messenger RNA from Helobdella robusta, 3707 nucleotides. RefSeq lists its product as hypothetical. NCBI's taxonomy places the organism in Eukaryota, Metazoa, Annelida, Clitellata, Rhynchobdellida, Glossiphoniidae. Bases 1 to 3459 code for a protein of 1152 amino acids. The record is from RefSeq and is a predicted model, not a curated record. The transcript has 5 exons.
AUGGAGGCCAAGAGAGCUCAAGAUACAGCUGAAGAAACUCGUGUGAGAAGAGAAAAAAAUCGACUUUGUAAGACUGCUUUCAGAGCUAGAAAGAAAUCAAAAAAACCGUCUGAUUCUAACCGGGAUUCUUCUAGUCAAAAAUCUGUAGUUAAUAAUAAUACAUUCACAUCUGAGAACAUUUUAGAUAAUGUUGAUGCCUGCCCUAAACUUGGGCGAAACAAAAAAUCUGGUGGCGGCGUCAGUAGCGGUGCUGGAAAUGUUAGUAGCAUGAGUCGUUCAUUUCGACAUUCUCAGCAGCUGGUGUCAAAGUUGAGAGGGCCGAGGUCAGUUAGAGAGCAAAGAUUGUUGAACAAUGGUAACUGGCUGUGGUCUUGCAGCAUCUGUGAUAGGCGUCAUGUUUCUAAGGGAUACAUACUUCUACAUAUAAAGGUCGCACAUUCAAAAGAGUGCAGCAAAAAAGCAGCAAACACCAACCCUGUCAGGAUAACAAAAGAUCUACCAUCUCAGCUAGAUGACAACGAGCGUUACAUUGAAAUCUCUUCAAGACUGAAAAAAUGCUCCAUAUCUCUGGUUGCCGCUGAAGACAUGGUCAACUAUGAAUCUCUAUCCAACAUCCUGCUUGACAAUGGGGCCAGUUUAGUUCGACAUUUGGACACGGAUGAUGAUGUGGAGUGUGAUGUAGAUCGACACAAAUCUUACAAAUGUUCCAGAUGUGAGUAUCGAGGCUUCAGAUCGCUUGUUGUUAAGAAACAUUUCAUCCAAUGUCAUCCUUCCUUUGAGGUUGUGAUCAUAUCUUUGAAAGGAAAAUCAUGCAAGCAGCCAGGCAGUGCAGCUGUUGCAGCAGCUUCACUUCUAGCAACGACGACAUCAACCGAUAAAAACGGCACCCCAGAACAUUCAUUAGCGAUGAAUAAUAAAUUGAGAUUGAAGGCUCCCUCCCCACUCUACUCCUGCUACGACGUCAGCUGCGAGUACAUCACUAGACGCAGGAAUACAAUGAGAGACCACUACAGGGAAUUCCCCAAUCACCGCGGCUUUCGAAAGAGUAAAAAUAACUCGUCCGGAAAAUCCCAGAAAAAUGAUGAAGACGACGAGGAUGAGAAUGGCGAUGAUUGUGAUAAUAACAGUAACAACGGUACCAAUAAUGGUAGCAGUAACAAUAACAACAACAACAAUAGCAAUAGUGGUAAUAAAAACGUUGAUUCUGACAAGAAAUCUAACAGAUCACAUAAUGUACAGGGCAGUAGUAAUGACAGUAGAAACAAUAGCAGCCAGGCUAACAACAACGAUAAUUGUAAUGAUGAGGAAAACGACAUUGUAAGCACGAAUGCCAACACGAUGUGUUUGAGUAAAGUGGCUUGUGUCACUACCACAACUUCUGUUGAUAACAUUAAUAAUACCGGUAGUAGCAGUACUGAUGUACACACGAGUGUAAAAGAAAAUAUUGCCGCUGCCACUUCUACUACAGCUGCUGCUACUACUACUGCUGCUACCAUCGCAUCAACCGCGUCCUCAACAAAACAGUCAGUAAUCAUUACUACUAGUUCUGCUCUUAUUACUACUAAUUCAGAGUUGAAAAAUAGCAACAGCAGUAGUAAUAAUAUUGUUUCUGGGUUAACGUUACUCAAGAAAAUGUUCAGUAACGCUGGAACGUCAUUGGAAAUGAAAAAAUUUACCAAUAGUGAGAGUGCCAACAAUAAUAGUAGUAGUAGUAGUAUCAACAACAUCUGUAACAACAACAACAACGCCACUGCUCAUUCGCAGAAACUCAACACCGUAGAGAUAUCCACAUCCAACAGUAAGCAGCAUAUAACCGGAGCACCAACAUCUUCCUCUCUAGCACCAUCUUCUCCAUCAGUGGCACCAUCAACUGCAACAUCAUCGCCAUCAAAGUGUUCAGUUUGGAAAUACAGCGUCGACGGGGACAAGUACACUGUUGAUGGCAAGUUACUGAAGAGACCUGGUACCAGGAGGAUGUUCUCGAAGGAUUGUGAGGAGAGGUACAGGUGUGUUACCUGCGGAUACAGAUCCAAGCUACCCACUACGCUAAAACAGCACAUGGUGGCAGAACACUUGGAAAUAUUUUCUGAAACUGCUGGCAAUACUAACAACGCCGGCGCUAGUAAUGUUAAAAAUAAUCAAACUCCACAUUGCAUUGAUGUUCGAGCUAAGGAACUUCGCAAAAGACAAAUGGUUCUUUUCUGCUCCCACCUGAAGUGUGCAUUCUACUGCAAGGACGUCCUUGAACUUGAAGCUCAUCGCGCUACUCCCAACGAGUGCCCCUUACCUCUCAAGGUUACAAGCAGUGCCAGCAGUAUAUUCACGGAUGAGUCAAACGAUCAGGCAAAAGGCGGUGCUAAGAAUAAAGAAUCGUCUUCGCGUGACGUUAAAUCAAGUUCAUCUAGCGGUGAUAUAUCAUCAUCGAGGAAACAUAGGCGUUUGUCGUCUGGUAGCUUAUUCACCGAUAACGAUGAUGCUGAUGAUGACAGUGAUGGUGGUUUCGAUACGGAUGAAGGGGACUGCAGCAAUGACGUUGAUUCCAUUAGAGAUUCUACCAACACCACCUCCAAAUCAUCUCAUCAUUCGUCGUCGUCGUCGUCAUCAUCAUUGACGAUGAAAUCCAACAAUUUGGCUUCAUCGAAACCUACAAAAUCCUCAUUAUCUUCUUCAGCGUCUUCAUCCCCGUCACCAGCGCCUGUAAGAACAAACAAGUCCUACCAAUGUGCCACUUGCCCAUUCACGACGCUGGACAUCACAAGUGUAAAAUCUCACCUCUUAGAGCAGCACUCAGAUCUUAUAGCUCCACCUCCAGCAUCAUCAUCGUCAUCGUCUGCUCACCACCACCAUCAUCAUCAUUAUGGAAAAAAUGAGUCAUCGAGAAGAGUUGGAUACACUGAGAUAUCCAGUGAGAUGAUGAGUGAUGGCAACUUUAUGACCAGCGUCACCGACUGCUACAUAGACAGCAUAUUCAAUAAUGAUGACGAAGACGGUGACGGUGCUAAGAAGGAUAUGCAGAGGAGGGUCAAAAGAAAAAGUAUUUCCACGCACAGUAACAGUAAAGUUACUCACAAUAAUACUUCCUACAAUUCUCCCAGCUGUAGUAGCAAUAAUAAUGAUAAUGGUUUAAAUAGUACUAGCACGAACGUAGCAGCCGUUGAAAACUCUGCAAAGACCAAUAGUAGCGACAACGCCAAUCCAAGUGAUUCAAAUACAACUACUUAUUCUCAAUCAUCUGCGGAUGUAGAUGCCGCUGACAAACAAGCUUUAAGUAAAAUCACCAGUAUCCAAAGUAACGGCUUCGUAAAUAAUGCUUCGAUUACUAGCAGUAGUAAUUGUAGUAGUAGUAAUAUUAGCUGUAGCAGUAGUAGUAAUGUUAAUAACGUUAGCAAUUUCGGAGUGUUUGAUGGGAUUAUGUCUGGCCUGAUGAAGCCAGCUGACAAGGUGUAUACAGUUUUGUAGCAGAUAAGGUUUUUUUUUCUCAUUGGUGAGUGUUAUUAAUAACUGUUAAAGUAAAGCUAAAACUUAAUUACUAUAGUUUUUAUUAAUUUUUUGAAUCUUCGUUAACGUUUAUAUAAUUGUUAUAAUUAUUUUGUUAUGAAAUUCUGUUAAAUACGAUGAUAAGUCUUCGUUUGUUGUGUAAUGUUAUUUCCUUCCAUUACUUUCAGUUUUGUUAGUUUUUAAGAGGAAAAAAUAGGCAAAAGAACGCG